Molecule: messenger RNA, 1275 nt
Organism: Microthlaspi erraticum
Lineage: Eukaryota; Viridiplantae; Streptophyta; Magnoliopsida; Brassicales; Brassicaceae
Source: the annotation of a GenBank genome assembly
AUGGAUCGGAUUAGCGUCUUGACAGAUGAUUUGAUCUUGAAGAUACUGUCUAUGAUUCCAACGAAAGUUGCAGUGACCACAAGCGUUUUGUCAAAACGUUGGUGUUCACUUUGGAAACAUGUGCCACAGCUCUCGUAUAGUGACCCAUUUGGUGGCUGCGAGUUCUGGAGAGCUUCCCGUUUCGUUGAGAAGUUUUUGCUGCUACACGAGGCUCCUGUCCUGGACACUCUGACCCUCAUACUUAGUCGAAAUUGUCCUCCUACAGAUAUAUCAACAUGGAUUAGUAUUGCAGUUUCUCGUGGUCUGCGAAACCUUCAAUUGUACAUGUAUGGACCCUGUUCCACGCCCAUACGGUUGCCUAGGAGCCUAUACACAUGUCAGACCCUUGUAAGUUUAAUCCUACAAAACGUAGUCAUUGUGGAUGUUCCUUUGACAAUAUGUUUCGGGUCACUCAAGACUAUGUAUCUUGAACGUGUGGAUGUCUCAGACGAUGAAAACUUUGGUAGGCUUUUGUCCGGUUGCACUGUCCUUGAAAGUCUGAUUGUGAACUUUUGCAGCUAUGAUAAGACUUUCACAGUCGACGUGCCUUCAUUGAAGAGCUUAUUAGUCUUGGACUUGAAACCUGCUUCAGUACAAGUCCCAGGAGAUGAUGAUGCUGGGGUUGUGAUCAAAGCUCCUUCUUUGAGCUCGUUAAUGAUUUCUGAUCAGUUUACUUGGGUUUGUUCCUUAGUGGAUAUGCCCAAGCUCGUGAAUGCUUCUAUCAAGCUUGCACAUAGCUACUCUAAGAAGCUUGCGGGAUGUCUUACCUCAGCCAAACACCUUUGCUUAUGUGUAAAAUCACCAGUGGAUUCAUUUUUAAUAGGCGUCUUCCACCAGCUCGUGUCUCUGAACCUCUGUACAUGCACUUCUCAUAGGUUCUUCCUUCUACUCAGCCAUACCCCUAAACUCCGAGUUCUGAGGUUCCAACCUCAAGGAAAUUUGCCUCCAGACCUAAAUGCUCUUGAGAGAUGUUGCAGCAGUCACGGAGAUUUCCCAACUCCGAGUUGUGUUCCUGAAUGUUUGAUUUCGAGUCUCGAAACUGUCGAGUGGAUUGAUUACAGAGGAACAGAAGCAGAGACAAAAGUGGUUAAGUAUUUGUUCGAGAACUCUCAACAGCUAAAGAAAAUGGCUAUUAGAUGCUUACCAUCCAUCGAUUUGGCAGAGAAACACAAGAUGUUGAUAGAUUUAGCGUCUACGCAGAGGAGUUCUAGCAAAUGUCAGCUUUCAUUCACCUGA